Fusarium pseudograminearum CS3096 is the source of this 1038-nucleotide messenger RNA. RefSeq lists its product as uncharacterized. Lineage: Eukaryota; Fungi; Ascomycota; Sordariomycetes; Hypocreales; Nectriaceae. Bases 1 to 1038 code for a protein of 345 amino acids. The transcript is spliced from 4 exons. The record is from RefSeq and is a predicted model, not a curated record.
AUGGCAGGUUUUCUUAUUCCACCAUGGUACAAGAGCGAGAAGCCCGGAGAUCUCGAGAUCAAUAUCGUCAGCAUCAUCUUUGGCUGCAGUUUGGGCGCGACCAUGUUUACUGCUGCCAUGGCGUUUCAACAGACAUACUCUGCAUACAGAAGAGGGAGGCACUUCAGCGCAUACAUCAUCAUGUGCUGGCUUGAUUGGAUUGGAUGCAAUGUUAUGGGCACUGUCACGUACUGCUGGUUGAGGGGGAUCAGUCCGCCGAGCUUCUGGGUCUUUUUCUUUAUCAUCGUCGCUUGGAGCAUGCAGAUCCAAUUUACCCUUCAAAUCAUCAUCAACCGAAUAUCGCUCCUCUUGGCCAACAAACGAAACAUCAACCGAGUCAAAUGGGGCGUCGCAUUUAUCGCAUCUCUCAUUAACAUCAGCGGCUUCUGUAUCUGGAUCCCCGCGCGCUUGCAAAUAUCUCCUUUGUACGAAGAAAUUAAUAUUGUUUGGGACCGCACCGAGAAAGCCAUUUUCCUUAUCGUCGAUUUGGCUCUUAAUGUCUACUUUAUUUACCUCGUCCGAUCCAGGUUGAUUAAGUAUGGAUUGACCAAGUAUAACAAACUCUUUUAUUUUAAUGUCGCUAUGGAAGUUAUAUCUGUGUCGCUGGAUAUAAUCUUGAUGGGAGCCACAUUCCUCCCAAGCCCUGUGGUAUAUGUUCAAUUCCAUCAACUCGUCUACCUCCUCAAACUAUACAUUGAGAUGAACGUCGCAUCUCUCCUGGGUCAUAUCGUCAGGGAUUCGCAACAACAAAACGCCCGACCCUCCACAAACAGAUUCGGCCGUAACGAUCUUGAGCAUUCAUCCGGCGCCAGAAUGACAACUUCAAUAUCAUCCAAUCAUAUCACGCAUGUCCGACUUGCUGACCAGUCUGACGACACAACAUACAUGAGUAGACCGCGACAAGAGGAUGGAAUUGUGAAGAAGACGGAAACGACCGUGGUUUUCAACCGUGUUCGGAGUAUGAAGAUUGCUUCGGGUCAGCCUCAACCGUUUAAUUAG